AUGUUUAUUCAUCAUAAUGAUUCUCAAUCUACAUUCGAUCAAUUUGGUAUUGAUCGUUCAAUAGUUUGUGUACUUAAGUAUGCACCUUAUUAUUUAUGUUUUACAUAUAUUUGUUUUCGAUUAACAUAUCUUUUCAUAAUUAAUAUUUAUCAUAUAUUUCUUUCUUGUGAUAAUACAACAAAUUCUAUUAAAAAACCAUUAAAACAUAUUUAUCAUAAACCAACAAAUUCCUCAAGAGAAAUUCUUUCCAUUGAAUAUCAUUAUGUUCGUCAUUUAUUUGAAAAAUCAUUCGAAAGAUUAAUAAAAAAUAAAAAUAAAAUUUCUCUAUUUAAAAGUUUACUUUAUAAAAUUUAUCGACCAAAUAAAUAUUUUCAUUAUUCAAAACAAAUAUUAAAUAUAUAUAUGAUUGCAUUUAUGUUAAUAUAUUAUUUAACAUUUAAUAUUCUACAAAAUGGUUUUAAUCUGAUUGAAAAAUUUUAUAGUUUUACUAUAAUACCAUUAUUAAUUCUUUAUGAUGAACUUGAUUUACCUGAACCAAAACUAUUUAAUCUUAAAUAUGAAAUGAUUUUAUCAUGUUUUUUAACAGCAAUUAUUUAUUUUAUACAACUAUUAUUCGGAAUGAAAAAAUAUCAAAAACAUAUGCUUGAUGCUUAUAAAGGUAUUUUUAUUGAUAUUCCACCACGAUCGGCAUUUAAAAAUGUUCGAUUUAUGUUAAAAAAUAUACAUUAUCCUGGAUAUUGUAUUGCAUAUCUUACUAUUGGAUAUAUUAUUAUAGGCAAUAUGAUUUUUUUUGCUUUAAUUGCUUUACAUGUUUUAUUUAAACAUUUAUUUCUUAUUGAAGAAUUUGCAAAUAUAUUUAUACCUAUUCUUGUUAUUUAUUUAACAAUAUUUAUUAUACAAUGGUUUUUAUCAAGAACGUUCUUUUUACAAAAGUAA
Molecule: messenger RNA, 936 nt
Organism: Rotaria sp. Silwood2
Lineage: Eukaryota; Metazoa; Rotifera; Eurotatoria; Philodinida; Philodinidae
Source: the annotation of a GenBank genome assembly